Messenger RNA from Myotis brandtii (Brandt's bat), 1185 nucleotides. RefSeq names its product WD repeat domain 61 (gene SKIC8). Gene Ontology annotation, molecular function: protein binding. The record is from RefSeq and is a predicted model, not a curated record. Gene Ontology annotation, cellular component: Cdc73/Paf1 complex. NCBI's taxonomy places the organism in Eukaryota, Metazoa, Chordata, Mammalia, Chiroptera, Vespertilionidae.
GGGGGUCAGUCCUGCCCGAUCGCGCUAAGAGGGGCACGUGGGGUGUUGUGUUUUUGGAAACGCAGAGGAGCGAGCAAGCUGCCUGGCCUGUAGCCCUUCGCCCCGGCCGAGGAGAUGACCAACCAGUACAGCAUCCUCUUCAAGCAAGAGCAAGCCCACGAUGACGCCAUCUGGUCGGUGGCCUGGGGGACCAACAAGAAGGAGAACUCGGAGACGGUGGUCACGGGGUCCCUGGACGACCUGGUGAAGGUCUGGAAAUGGCGUGACGAGAAGCUGGACCUGCAGUGGAGCCUGGAGGGGCACCAGCUGGGCGUGGUGUCCGUGGACAUCAGCCACACGCUGCCCAUCGCCGCCUCCAGCUCCCUGGACGCCCACAUCCGGCUCUGGGACCUGGAGAACGGCAAGCAGAUCAAGUCCAUCGACGCGGGACCGGUGGACGCCUGGACGCUGGCCUUCUCUCCCGACUCCCAGUACCUGGCCACAGGCACGCACGUGGGGAAGGUGAACAUCUUCGGGGUGGAAAGCGGGAAGAAGGAGUAUUCCCUGGACACGCGAGGGAAGUUCAUCCUCAGCAUCGCCUACAAGGGGCCACGCUCUUUCUGUGCGCAGAGCCCCGACGGGAAGUACCUGGCCAGCGGAGCCAUCGACGGCAUCAUCAACAUCUUCGACAUCGCGACCGGGAAGCUGCUGCACACGCUGGAAGGUACGGCCGCUCGCAUGCCCAUCCGCUCCCUGACCUUCUCCCCGGACUCCCAGCUCCUCGUCACGGCCUCGGACGACGGCUACAUCAAGAUCUACGACGUACAACACGCCAACUUGGCGGGCACCCUGAGCGGCCACGCGUCCUGGGUGCUGAACGUGGCCUUCUGUCCGGACAACACCCACUUUGUCUCCAGUUCGUCGGACAAAAGUGUGAAAGUCUGGGAUGUCGGAACGAGGACCUGUGUUCACACCUUCUUCGACCACCAGGAUCAGGUCUGGGGAGUGAAAUACAAUGGAAACGGCUCCAAGAUCGUGUCCGUUGGAGACGAUCAGGAAAUUCACGUCUACGACUGCCCCAUUUGACCGUCUUCCUCGAAAGACUGAACUUCACAUUCCUGCCUUUAGCUGAAAGGCACAGCCUCUGUCCUGGCAGAGCCCUACGCCGUGUAGAUACGACAUAAAUAUUUUCACGUUUUACUGGAA